Messenger RNA from Pogona vitticeps (central bearded dragon), 1979 nucleotides. It is a transcript of the gene HYAL1, whose product is annotated as hyaluronidase 1. Lineage: Eukaryota; Metazoa; Chordata; Lepidosauria; Squamata; Agamidae. The record is from RefSeq and is a predicted model, not a curated record. Gene Ontology annotation, biological process: hyaluronan catabolic process; carbohydrate metabolic process. Gene Ontology annotation, molecular function: hyalurononglucosaminidase activity. Gene Ontology annotation, cellular component: cytoplasmic vesicle.
CGGCUACAUUUCCAUUACAGAUCACUACAGGAUUCUGGGUUGUAUUUACUGCUUGAUUUACCUCUGGAGGAAUCAGAGUUGGGUUCUUCAAAAACAAGCAAGAAUUUGCAGUUUUUUCUUUCACAGUUUCUUCAUCUGGCUAGGAAGGGGAAAAAAAUCUGUUCUGUUUUUCCGUUCAUUGGACUGAAUUUCCUCCUUUGCUAGAAAGCUCGUGAUAUUCCUCCAGCAUAAUUGAGAAGCUAGUGGUGUUGGAAAGGGGCAAAGAGAGUAGAGCUCUGUCCAGUCAUCUUGGGAACUGUCUUUCAAGUCAGAUAAUCGUUCUGGCAUACUUGAAGAUGUGGGUCUGCUUGCUGAAUGUUUUCAUAAUGGUUUGCAACCAGGGAAUUUCUGGGAAUCACCUGGAAAUAUUGGAUCACCCUUUCAUUACCAUUUGGAAUGCUCCAAGUCAGGAAUGCCAGGAGAAAUAUAAUGUAUCUCUUGAUUUGGGAGUUUUUGAUGUAGUCAUCAACCAGAAUGAAGCCUUCAUGGGGAGAGAUAUCACUCUUUUUUACAGCAAUAGGCUGGGAUACUAUCCAUACUACACCGAGGAUGGAACACCAGUCCAUGGGGGACUCCCCCAGAAUGCCAGUCUCAAAGAUCAUCUCUGGAAGGUUCAACAGGACAUUAAAGAAGCCAUUACAGAUGUAGCCUUCAAAGGACUGGCCAUUGUCGACUGGGAGAACUGGCGUCCCUUGUGGAUUCGGAACUGGGACUCCAUGCAAAUCUACCAGAAUAAAUCAAUAGACCUGGUUAAGGAGCAGCACCCUGACUGGCCUGCUGAUAAAGUGGCCCACGAAGCCCAGGUAGAAUUUGAGCAAAGUGGCCGGGCAUUCAUGCAGCAGACUCUGGCCCUUGGUGGAGCCCUGAGACCUGGGGGUUUCUGGGGCUUCUAUGGCUUCCCCAGCUGCUAUAACUAUGAUUACAAACAUGCCAAUUACACAGGGGAAUGUCCAGAGAUUGAGAAGGAGAGGAAUGAGCGACUGCAGUGGCUCUGGAACCAAAGCCAAGCUCUCUAUCCCAGCAUUUACCUCCCAAAAGAACUCAGAUGCCUCAACAAAACCCUCAAGUUUGUCCGGCAUCGAGUUCAAGAAGCAUUCAGGAUAGUGAACCGGACGAAAAAUGGCAGAAUCCCAGUCUUGCCUUAUGCUUCAAUUGUAUAUGAGUUUACUCAGGAUUUUGUCUCGCAGGAGGACUUGGUCCACACCAUUGGCGAGAGUGCUUCUCAAGGAGCUGCUGGGGUGAUCUUAUGGGGAAGUACAAAUUACAGUUACUCGGAGGAAGCCUGUCUCAAUGUGAAGAAGUACGUGGACACUCUGCUGGGUCCGUACGUCAUCAACGUGACCAGCAGUGCCAAGCUGUGUAGCCAGGUUCUGUGCUCCAAGAAUGGGCGCUGUGUGAGGCAAGCCACCCACCCAGACGCUUUCCUGCAUCUCAGUCCUGCUGGCUUCAUCAUUAGGAAGCAUCCCGGGGAGCCACAGUUCAUUGUGAGGGGCAAGAUGUCGAAAGAGGAUCUAGUCCAGAUGAUCAAAGAAUUCAAGUGCCACUGUUACAGUGGCUGGGAAGGCUCGCAGUGUGAGAAGUCAACCCAAAACAAGGGAUACCCAAGCUAAACUCCAGGCCAGUGGUCUUGCUUUGCUCCUGGGGGCCAAAUGGCCCCCAUGGGAUCUGUGGCAGGUAGGAUGAUGCCAGGGAGUCAGGGCCCCACUCUCAGGCUUCUUCACUCAUCUGGCAUCUGCUCUUGCCUUUGCCUAACAUACAUCUUCACAUUUUCUGUGCAGAGGGAGGACCAUGUGAUGCGCUUCUUUUUCUAUCAGGAAAUGCCCAUUGUCCAGCACUUGCCUUGUCAGUUGUGAAAGCUAGCAAAACAUGAGUGGGAUGUUGCAGAGGAAGUUGGAGGUGGAGCAUCUUCUUGUACCCUCUAUUAGCCAGAUGUUCCUCUC